This is a messenger RNA of Guyanagaster necrorhizus, 2572 nucleotides long. Its product is annotated as heat shock protein 70. The record is from RefSeq and is a predicted model, not a curated record. NCBI's taxonomy places the organism in Eukaryota, Fungi, Basidiomycota, Agaricomycetes, Agaricales, Physalacriaceae. The transcript is spliced from 5 exons. Gene Ontology annotation, cellular component: nucleus; cytosol. Gene Ontology annotation, molecular function: ATP-dependent protein folding chaperone; ATP binding. The coding region runs from base 211 to 2529 and encodes 772 amino acids. Gene Ontology annotation, biological process: protein folding.
UAGACGCGUCCUGUAAGGCCCUGUAUCGCCUUCACUGUGAGAGAUGGCGUAGAAGGCUAUAGAAACAUCCAGAAGGGUACAGAAUCCAAAAAUAGCAGUCAAAUUGGCUUGUCACCGGCAUUCGUCACACCCUUACCUCUGCUAGAUUUUUUCUUCUCUGUACGACCACGACCCACUAAUUCUCUAUCGUAAUCGCAUCUUAUAUCCAUCAUGGCCGUUGUUGGUGUUGAUUUUGGCUGUCUGCAUAGCAAGAUUGGUGUGGCCAGGCAUCGAGGCAUCGAUAUCAUUACGAAUGAAGUGUCGAAUCGUGCAACACCGUCCUUGGUUGCAUUCGGUCCUAAACAGCGUUCCAUUGGCGAGGCUGCCAAAACGCAGGAGACUUCAAAUUUUAGAAACACCAUCGGCUCUCUGAAGCGGCUUGUUGGCCGGACGUUGAAUGAUACAGAUGUUCAGGAUAUCGAGAAAAAAUUUAUCAAUGCAUCCUUGGUCGACGUCCAGGGUUCUGUUGGUGUCGAUGUGAGAUAUCUCGGAGAGAAACAAUCCUUCUCAGCUACCCAGCUCGUCGGCAUGUAUCUCGCCAAACUUCGUGAUAUUGCUGCCAACGAGCUCAAGACGGGUGUCACCGACAUUGUCAUCGCUGUGCCGGGAUGGUACACUGACAUUCAGCGUCGUGCUGUUCUUGAUGCUGCAGCUAUCGCUGGUCUCAACGUUCUCCGACUCAUCAACGAUGCUACCGCUGCCGCCCUGGGCUACGGUAUCACCAAAUCCGACCUCCCAGAGUCCGACUCACCCCGUAACGUCGUCUUUGUUGACGUCGGACACUCCAGCUUGUCCGUGGCCGUUGUAGCCUUUUCAAAAGGCCAGCUCACCGUCAAGAGCACUGCUUACGACCGUAAUCUCGGGGGUAGAGACAUCGACUACGCCCUAGUAAAGCACUUUUCGGAAGAGUUCAAGGGAAAGUACAAGAUUGACGUCAUGUCAAACCCUAAAGCUACUUUCCGUCUCGCCGCGGGAUGCGAACGCCUGAAAAAGGUGCUCUCUGCUAAUCAUGAGGCGCCUCUCAACAUAGAAUCUAUCAUGAACGACAUUGACGCCUCCUCGAAGCUGACCCGCGAAGAGUAUGAAGCCCUUAUCGCCAGUGUCCUCGAUCGCAUCUCUACACCGCUCGAAAACGCUCUCAAGGAAUCGGAACUCACUCUUGACCAGAUCGAUGCAGUCGAACUCAUUGGUGGAUCCACGCGUAUUCCUGCCGUCCGGGCUCGCAUUCAAUCUGCUUUCCUCGGAAAGGCCCUCUCCACCACCCUUAACCAGGAUGAGGCCGUUGCGCGCGGUGCCACCUUUGCCUGUGCUAUGCUUUCCCCCGUCUUCCGUGUCCGUGAUUUCCGUUUCACGGAUAUCGCCACGUAUCCUAUCAAAACGGUUUGGGAAGCAUCGCCUGACUCGCCUGAGGAGGAUACCGAGCUUCUGGUCUUCCCCCGCGGUAAUGCGCUUCCUUCAUCAAAGAUUCUGUCGUUCUACAAGAAGGAGCCAUUCACUGUUGAGGCUAUGUAUGACGAACCUUCUCUGUUGCCUGGCAGCAUUAACCCUUGGGUUGCCAAGUUCACAGCCAAGGAGAUUCCUGCAGUCAGCAACAGUGAUACUCCCGUGAAGGUCAAGACGAGGUUGAAUUCGAACGGUCUUAUGUCGUUCGAGGCUGCGUUCGUUGACGAGAUUGUAGAGAAGGAAGAAGAUAUGGAUGUUGAUGCUCCUCCCGAUGCUCCUCCCAAAAAGAAGAAGGUCAAGCACGACGUUCCGUUUGUUUCCGGCACGUCUAGCUUGGACAAGAGUCUUGUAGAAUCCUUGAAAGAGCAAGAGGCGCAGAUGCACGCCAGCGACAAGCUUGUGAUGGAUACUGAGGAUCGCAAAAACGCCCUCGAAGAGUAUGUCUAUGACACCCGUGGCAAGCUCGAUGAUCGAUACGCUCCGUUUGUGAAGCCUGAAGAAAAGGAGAAGCUCCUUGCCGCUCUCCAAGAUGCAGAAGAUUGGCUCUACUCCGAAGAAGGCGAAGACGCGACCAAAUCAGCUUACGUCACUCGCCUGGAUGCCCUUAAAGUCCUCGGUGACCCCAUCACCUUCCGCUGGCGCGAAUCUGAGGAGCGCGUCCGAGCCAUCACCCAACUCCGCGAAACCCUCAACAGUUACAUGUCCCAAGCCACCUCCACUGACGACAAAUUCUCCCAUAUCGAAGAGAAAGACAAGCAAUCCGUCGUGGAGAAGGUCGCGACUGUGCAAAAGUGGCUUGAGGAUCAGAUCAUCAGGCAGACGGAGCGUGCGAAGAACGUGGACCCUGUGUUGACGAGUGCUGAGAUAUCGAAGAAAAGGGAUGAGGUUAUCUACUUUGCGACGCCGAUCUUGACGAAGCCUAAGCCUAAGCCGCCGGUGGUUCCUAGCAGCGGGACUGGGACGCCCAGGAGUGGGAAUGAGACGCCGGCGGAGGAACCUCCCAAGAAGGAGGAGCCUAAUGGGCCUUCAGAGAUGGAUGUAGACUAAUGAAUGAAAUCUGUGUGUAGGGAUACUUGAUUGUAGUUAGUCG